Molecule: messenger RNA, 1515 nt
Organism: Talaromyces amestolkiae
Lineage: Eukaryota; Fungi; Ascomycota; Eurotiomycetes; Eurotiales; Trichocomaceae
Exons: 1
Coding region: 1-1515 (504 amino acids)
Biological process (GO): carbohydrate metabolic process
Molecular function (GO): hydrolase activity, hydrolyzing O-glycosyl compounds
Source: RefSeq, a predicted model, not a curated record
AUGUCUGCUAUAUCCUUGACUGCUUCGUUCUCACGCCCAACCGGGUACGCAGCAGCAGGAGAUACAAUCCCAUUUUUACAAGAUGACACAUACCACCUCUUUCAAUUAUCGUCGCCACCGGACACACUUUACCACCCUCCACGUGUUCGAUGUACCUGGACAAGACAGCGGUCUCAGGAUCUGAUUCAGUGGAAGAGGGACGAGAUGCCUGUCAUCUCUCCCGGUCAGGCCAAGACCGACUUUGAUAGCGAUGGCUCUUGGACAGGCUCUGCAGUUCUAGGACCGGAUGGCCAUAUGCAUAUCUUUUACACAGGAUACAACCUUCUAGAAAAUGGUAAACAGGUUAUCUUGCACGCCAAAUCGACCGAUCGCCAAGGCACCCAGUUCACGAAACCGGAAGCUCCUAUCUGCAUCGAAUCUGGCAGCUUGGAACAGUACGAAGCAACAGAUUUCCGAGAUCCCUACGUCUUCUUCCACGAGCCCGAGAGUCAAUACUGGAUGUUGGUUGCCACACGGCUCGCGAAAGGGCCCUAUUGGACUCGAGGAUGCGUUGCGCUCCUGACGUCUAAGGACUUGAAAGCAUGGACUGUUGCAUCUCAGCCAUUGCAUUCGCCAAACAAUAUUUUUUGCCCUGAAUGUCCCGAGCUUUUUACUCUCGGAAAUGGAAAAUGGUACCUUCUUUACUCACGCUUCUCGGCUCCACACCCCGGAACUUUGUAUAUGAUUGCAGACAAUCCGCGAGGCCCUUUUCACCUUCCUCGCGAUUGCUCUGGGGGUGUCAUCGAUGGUCGCCGGUGGUAUGCUGCCAAGUCUUGUGCUCGAGCGGGGGACCCAUCUAAAAGAAUCGCUUUCGGUUGGGUGCACGAUUACGUUGAAGCCGAUUCAAAAUGGCUUUGGGGAGGUAGUACGACUCAGCCUCGAGAAUACUCUGCUCGUAUGGACGGAACCUUGCAAUGCAGUGUGCUACCAGAGAUCGAGAAGCGUCUACAAGAAGCAGGCACAAUGUUUAAUGACCAUUCGAAACAAUUGAUUCUCAAUGGACCGGGCACAACAGUCGCAAAAGCUGUAUCAACUCCGCAGUGCGACUUUUACUUGACUUUCGCUCUGCCGAAAGCUGAAGCUAAUUCAUUCGGGCUCAUGUUGGAUUACGACGACGACAUGCGCGGCUAUCGCAUCUCUUUCCAGCAUGUAGCAUCCCAAUACUAUUCAGUGACACUAGUGUGCGACAUGCCACCCUUUGAUGACUUUUGGGCUGACCUCACCAGUCACUCUAUACCAAAAUUAGUGGAUGGCCCAGAAUUAGUUCGGCAUGGCGCUGUCCGUCUAGAUCAACCAAUGACUUUGAUUCGAAGCGGAGAUAUCAUAGAGUUCUUCGUCGGGGGCAAAGUCAUUACUUAUCGCCUACCGCAACGAAGUAAAACUUCUGCCAAGAUGAAGAACUCGGUAGGCCUUUUUGUGGAAGAUGGCGAGAUUGAAUUUAAUCUUCUGCGAUGUGUGCCUGUUCGCUACUUAUAG